Trichophyton rubrum CBS 118892 is the source of this 1698-nucleotide messenger RNA. RefSeq lists its product as uncharacterized. The record is from RefSeq and is a predicted model, not a curated record. NCBI's taxonomy places the organism in Eukaryota, Fungi, Ascomycota, Eurotiomycetes, Onygenales, Arthrodermataceae. Gene Ontology annotation, biological process: DNA-templated transcription. The coding region runs from base 1 to 1698 and encodes 565 amino acids. The transcript has a single exon. Gene Ontology annotation, molecular function: DNA binding; zinc ion binding.
AUGAUAUUACGCCUGAAAAAAGCCUCUCCGGAGGAGCGAGAUGCUUUACUGGAGUCUAUUCUAGUUGAAGAUGGCUCAGUGAAGCUCAAACGCAGCUCACCGCCGCCGUUUACGCCUUCACCUUUAGGCCCAAAGAAAUCUAAUCGGGAAACGAAAUCUCACCAUUCUGAUGAUGAUGGUAUAUCUUCAGAUGAGGAUUUGGAUGUUCUCCCUUUUCUCUCUGUCGAUGAAGGGGGAAAGGUGGAUACAUUCGGUCCCUCAUCCGCUCUGCAAGGACCGACGAAGCCAGUAAUUUCGAAGGAGUCACCUGUCACUGAACAUGUUCGGAACCAGCUUAUAGCAAAUGCAAUACUGCAACGUCAACGAGAGCAUGACAUUAGGUGCUGGCAGGAGAUUUACGGCGUUCCAGUGGAGCUCGCUAUUCAUCUACUGGACCUCCAUUGGAACCGACAGCAUCACAGUUUCUUAUUAACUUAUAGACCCGCAGUCAUGAGAGAUCUGAUACAGAAUGGGCCGUAUUGUUCGGAAUUUUUAAUGAAUGCCAUCUUUGCAUGUUCCUGCAAGUACUCACAAAGAAUUGAGGUCCGGGACAAUCCCGUAGACCCUGAAACGGCAGGUGGUCGGUUUUUUGCUCGUUGUGAUCAAAUCCUCGCGGACCAAUCACUUUUGAACUCUUCAAGCAUUGCGACUCUGGUCGGACUGCUUCUUCUUGGAUCAACUUACAAUGCUUUAGGCCAAACCUCUAAAGGUUGGCUCUACACUGGAUAUGCCCUUCGAAUGGUCUAUGAUCUUGGCCUUCAUCUUGAUUAUAAAGCCACGACUGCAAACGCGGAGGAUAUUGAGAUACGACGCCGCGUAUUUUGGGGUGCAUUUAUUUGUGAUAAGCUACAGAGUUUGUAUCUGGGACGACCGAUGGCCAUUCACAUAAGGGAUACCCAUGUGUCACGCAACUUUAUGGACACCAUGGAAGAGAAGGAAUUAUGGACACCUUAUGUUGACCCUAGGCUGCCAUCUGACUCGUUACCAGCUAUGCCUGGCACUCCUACUCCAAUCCAUUCCGUUACAACUUUCCAGCAGUUAUGCCUCUUGUCCAAAAUUAUGACCAAAAUCAUCAAUCGGUUCUACGUAGUGGGAGCUACUGCUGCUAAUGCAAGAGCUAGUCUACAGUCAAUCGACGACGCAUUGAUAUCCUGGAAGGACAACCUCCCGUCUGACCUUAAUUUCGAGCCUUGGUCUGACAACCCAUUGACUGCCCAAGCUCGUCCAGCCCCUAAUGUCAUGAUCCUUAAUGCUUUAUAUUACUCUUUGGUGAUUCUGCUUCAUCGGCCGUUUAUUGCUGAUGGUCAUCUUCGUUCUGCUGUUGCACCGGCCAGCUCAUGGAAGCGCUGCACUUCUGCCGCCAAAAACAUAACUAGUAUAGUACUGGCAUAUAAGUCAGCAUAUACUCUUCGAGGAGCUGCUUAUUUGUUGAGUUAUGCAGUUUAUGUUGCUUGUACCAUUCAUGUUCGCAAUGCUGCAGCAACUGACGGCAGCCAGCCAAGUGAAAAUUCUUCCAUUCUCUCUGCAAGUCUUCACAGCCUCGAUGAACUGUCGCUACCGAAUUCUGGAGUGUCUAAAACUGCGAGCAUAAUCCGAAAAAUCAUGGCUGACAAUGGCCUAAAACUUGUGUCCGGUAAUUCUAUCAAUUUGAAAUCCUAA